AAACGGGAGAUGGCGGUAAUGAACGCCUUAAACCGCAAAGAAGAAGAAGAAGAAAACUAUUUCAUUUUCUCUUUUUUGAAUCGUGUGCUCAGUCUGCUGCUCUAUAGGAAUAACUUCAUGCUUCUUUUUUUAACAGUUUAUAAACAUAUUUAUUUGUACAUUAGUCACUCUGUUGCUCUCUAGUGAGGUUUGAAAACAAUUGUCGCUGUCACUCGAGUGGAUGUAGAUCAGAAACAAAUGAGCAUUAAUGAUAAUAACACUAUCCAUCAAAAGUCCAUUCUAAAUUAUGAAGAGCACUAUUAAAACCGUCCUGUGUUUGCUAAUGAUGUGUGGAGUGUUUUGUGCUGAAACAGAUGAAGUGAAGUCAGUGUCAGUGAUGGAGGGAGAUUCUGUGACUCUAAACCCUGAUCUCACUCAAAUAAAGGGAAUCGUCCUGCUAUUGUGGAGGUUUGGUGAUAAAGGUUCCACCAUUGCUCAAAUUGACGAAGAUGAAAUCUUAUAUAACAAUAAUGAGAUUUUCAAAGACAGAUUGCAGCUGGAUCAGUCGGGGUCUCUCACCAUCAAUAACACUAGAACCAAACACACUGGACUCUAUGAAGCAGAAAUCAGCCACAACACUGGAACCUUAUAUAUUAAGUUCCGUCUUACUGUCUAUGAGUCUCCAUCUGUUAUUGAUGCUGGUGAGGCUAAUAUGAAGCUCAUGUCAGUGACGGAGGGAGAUCCUGUGGAUCUUCAGGUUCCUCCACUUUACGGAGAUGAACUGAUAGUGUGGAGGUUUGGAGAUAAAGGAAAACUCAUAGCUAAACAUGAUAUGGAGGCCAAGAGCUCACAAUUAUAUGAUGAAACUGACGAGAGAUUCAGAGACAGACUGAAGCUAGACAAUCAGACUGGAUCUCUUAGCAUCACAAACACCAGAACCACAAACGCUGGACUCUAUAAUGCGAAAAUCAGCAGCAACAAACAGACCUUAUACCAGAAAUACUUUGUUACUCUCAGUGUUCCAGGUCUGUGUCCGGCUGCUGUAGUAGGGAUUGUUGUUGUUGUUGUUGUUCUGCUGGUAAUAGUUGCAGCUGCUGGUGUUUUAUUUUAUUGGAGCAGGACCUCUGAACUAAAAAAUCAAAAGUCCAACAUCUCUGAACGCCAAAAUGAAACAUUGGAGAUCUCUGACAAACUAAAGCGAAUGUCUGAAAUCUCUGAACAACUAAAAGAAAUGACGGAGGACUGUGAAAAAGAACUGCAAGCUGAGAUAUCUGAACAUCAUCAAACAAUGAGGAUCUCUGAACUACUAAAGCAAAUGUUGAAGAACUCUGAACAACUGAAGCAGAUGUCGGAGGAAUGUGAAAAAGAACUGCGCAAGAUCUCUGAACGACUGAAGCAAAUGUCUUUGACAAAUAAAAAGGAAAUCUCUGAACAGGAAAUAUGUGCUGAUGCCACAAAAGAAAAGAUGGAGAAAGGUGAAAGUGAGCGGUGUAUUGUUGUUAAAGACACUGCCAUAAGUCAGGCGAUUGGUGAGCCACGUGGUGCUGAUAGGAGAGCCCUAGACAUGCAUGGCAAGAGCCUGUAAUUCGUAGUCUGUAACACUACUGCUGAACAUACUGGAGUUCAUGAAUCAACAGGAAAAGGAGGGAAUGAAGAAACACCUUUUAUUAGUGAAUGAGCAGCAGAAGAAGAGUUGAGAGAAAUGAACCUUGUCCGCUCUCAUACGCUCACUUUGACAAUAGAACCACUAAUUAAAUACAAACACUACUAUUUGAACAGGAACAUACAACUAUAUCAUUUAAAUAUAGCACAUCAGUUCAACAUGGUAACACUGUCUUGAUCUCCUUCUCGUUAUAUCUGUCAGAAAAACACUAAGCGCUCUCUGCUAAGCUACGACGAAUCAGGCAUCUUCACUACAGUUUUCAAGCUUUCAAAUAUUUUUCUCUUAAGAAGAAAAUUAUGGUCUUUAUCUGAUUGAACAAAUGGCAGUUCUUACUGAAAAUUUUCUGAUAAACCCAAUGAAACACCAA
This is a messenger RNA of Carassius auratus (goldfish), 2009 nucleotides long. RefSeq lists its product as uncharacterized. The transcript has 16 exons. The coding region runs from base 287 to 1564 and encodes 425 amino acids. Lineage: Eukaryota; Metazoa; Chordata; Actinopteri; Cypriniformes; Cyprinidae. The record is from RefSeq and is a predicted model, not a curated record.